Messenger RNA from Archocentrus centrarchus (flier cichlid), 2535 nucleotides. RefSeq names its product calcium release activated channel regulator 2B (gene cracr2b). The transcript has 19 exons. Bases 452 to 2401 code for a protein of 649 amino acids. Gene Ontology annotation, molecular function: GTP binding; GTPase activity; calcium ion binding. Lineage: Eukaryota; Metazoa; Chordata; Actinopteri; Cichliformes; Cichlidae. The record is from RefSeq and is a predicted model, not a curated record.
UGAUUUUCGGCGCUAAGAGAUGCAUUUCCGUAAAUUCCAUGGUAACGCAUCUUUUUACCGUAAUAAUGAUCAUACGUGUUCUCUGAGUUUUCCGCAAAAACAAAACUGUCCCAAAGUAAAUCUUUUCCAUUGAUUUGGCAGAACAUUAACAUUUCUACUUUGAAACUUAAAGGGUUGUUUUAUUCGGAUUAAACGAUUAAAUAUAACAAUUUUAAUUUGCAAGAAUCUCACAUCCUGCCGCACUAAAGAUUACGGUAACCUCCAAUACAGCGAGGUCGUCACCGCCACCCAGCGGCGGAAGGGAGUUUGAAUGACUGCGAGGUGAUCAAAGGUAAUAACUGGAGACUUUGAGUGUAGCGCACUGCAGGUUUUAGUUUCCUGCUCUUAAGACAUUGCUCUAAAACGGGGCGUAUGUACUCAGCUUAAUUCACUGUGGGUUACCUGGCUGGUCAUGUCUAAGUGGCUGUGUGACGAUGAAGUGCUGGUGGGUCAAGGCAGUGGUGAGGCAGUACAAGUGAGCCCCAGAUUGCGGACUCUGCCACCUGGGAGCCCCAGAUCAAGCCAUGGGCGUAGUCCACUGACUUCACCCCGCAAUAGGGAGCCAGUGCCACUGAGCCCACAGGAAAAGACCAUGGGCAAGGCCAAACAGCUGUUUCUGCUGUGUGACAAAGAGGGAAAAGGGUUCAUCACAAAGCAGGACAUGCAGAGGCUACAGUGGGAGUUGCCACUGUCCCCUGAACAGCUGGAAACAGUGUUUGAUAGUCUGGACAGAGAGAGCAAUGGAUACCUUACUCCUGUGGAGUUCAACACAGGGCUUGGUGAGCUGGUGGGGCUGGAGGAGAUGGAUCAGGAUGAAGUGGAAGAAGAUUUGGACGAGGUGGAGUGUUCCCAGGACCCCAGUGCUGUCAGUUUUGUAAACAUACUAAUGGAGCUUGGUGCUGACAAACUUUUCAAAGAUCAGCAGGAGCUCUGUGCACUGUGGUGUGAACUCCAGAGAGACAGACCAGAGAUGCUGAGUUUCCUGGAGGGCAUCUUGGUCCAUGCAGUAUCCCAUUUACAAGACACCAUCAAAGAAAGAGACAAUCUGGAACAAGCUCUGCGCAGACGAGAGAGCGAGCAUGAUCACGUUGUUCGGUCUAUAUAUGAGGAAAUGGAAAGUCAAAUCAGAGAGGAGAAGGAGAAGCUCCUGGCUCAGGACAGUAUUAAACAGAAGGAGAACGGGCAAAAACUUGAGGAGGAGCUGAGGAUGCGGGACCAGGAGUUGGAGAAUACACUGAGAAAACAGAAAGAGCUCGAGGCCCGAAUGCGGCAGCUGAGCCGUGAGCAAGCAAACAUCAGGGAGCAGAACCAGCAGCUUCAGAGCAUCAACAUGCAGUUACAGGAGCAGGUGGACAGCAGCAGAGAGCAGCUGCAGGCUGCACUGAGUCAGCUGAACAUGCUGCAGAUCAGUGCUGAACAAGAACAAGUGGACAAACAGAGAAAUGUGAUGAAGGUGUCAAGAAACAUGAAGAAGGAGAAAGAGAGUCUUUUGAGACAACUGGAGAUAUUGAGGGAUAUGAACAAAAGGCUGCGAGAUGAGAAAGACGCCCAACAAUCUCAGAAGAGGACUCGAAAUGUCACACAGCCUUUGCAGAAGAGGGGUUCAAUCAUAGGUAACUACUUACUGCAAGACAAACCAGUGAAAAGACAGCUGAGCUCUGCUGAUGAGUUGGAUCAGGACAAAAAGGCAGAGCUGACAAAUUCCUCCAAGAGACACCAACGAUCAUGUAGAGUCAGUUGUGAAAAUGUUGAACAGACUCAAACUCAGAGCAAAACUGUCAGUCCUCAGCAAGUGUUCAAGGUCGUAUUUCUGGGUAACUCAGGGGUGGGUAAGAGUGCCUUCAUCCAGUAUUACUGCACAGCAUGCGUCGACAGUAAAAUCAGCACUACUGUUGGUAUAGAUUUUAAAAUGAAGACUUUAAUUUUGGACUCCACCACCAUCAUCCUUCAACUCUGGGACACCGCAGGGCAGGAGAGGUUUCGUAGCAUCACUGAACAAUACUACAGAAAGGCUGACGGUAUUCUAGCCAUGUAUGACAUAACUCACUCCGCCUCCUUCACCGCAGUGAGAGGAUGGAUGGACUCUGUUAGGGAGAAGAUGUGUGAAGGCGCUGUGCUGAUGCUGCUGGGGAACAAGCUGGACUUAGCAGGCAAUCAGUGCAGACAAGUGACAACAGAAGAGGGGCAGAGGCUGGCAGAGCAACAUCAAGCUUUGUUUUAUGAGUGUAGCGCCAUGACCGGAUGUAACGUGGAGGAGCUGAUGAAUCACCUGGCAGGGAUGUUGGUAACCCAGCAUGAGCGACAACGUGAAGAUGUACUUUUACUGACUGAGGCCACGCCUAAAAGAAGCUGCUGUACAUAAACAGAGGACAGGCUUUUUGGAAAGACUGAAACCCCCCCAGGUGUCCCGUCUAUGGUUCAGUGAAGCAGUGUUGUAACAGAUCAUCGAGUCCUGAUGUCACUUAGGCAUUUUUCUAUGAACAGGUGUACUGAAUA